Molecule: messenger RNA, 860 nt
Organism: Sesamum indicum (sesame)
Lineage: Eukaryota; Viridiplantae; Streptophyta; Magnoliopsida; Lamiales; Pedaliaceae
Product: thioredoxin-like protein YLS8
Biological process (GO): mRNA splicing, via spliceosome
Cellular component (GO): U5 snRNP; U4/U6 x U5 tri-snRNP complex; spliceosomal complex
Source: RefSeq, a predicted model, not a curated record
CAACACCUAAAAUCAAUAAGUGGUAUUUCUAUCUAUUCGCGAUUUUGGUACAAAAUGCAGAAAAUAGCAGGAGGGUAACUGGAGGCGUGAAUCUUCCCGACUAGAGCAUUCGUAAUCAAAAGGAACCAAAAGCGCUUUUCUCAGUAGAAGGGGGAAUUUAUUCUUUCUGAAGAAAGAUUCACAACACGAUGUCGUAUUUGCUGCCGCACCUUCACUCUGGUUGGGCCGUCGAUCAGGCAAUCCUCGCUGAGGAGGAGCGCCUCGUCAUCAUCCGUUUCGGCCACGACUGGGACGAAACCUGCAUGCAGAUGGAUGAGGUGCUGGCUUCAGUUGCCGAAACAAUAAAGAAUUUUGCUGUCAUAUACCUGGUGGAUAUCACAGAGGUGCCUGAUUUCAACACAAUGUAUGAGUUGUAUGACCCUUCCACAAUUAUGUUCUUUUUCAGAAACAAGCACAUAAUGAUUGAUCUUGGCACCGGAAACAACAACAAAAUCAACUGGGCCUUGAAGGAUAAGCAAGAAUUUAUUGACAUUGUUGAGACUGUGUAUCGUGGUGCGAGGAAGGGGCGUGGUCUAGUUAUCGCUCCGAAAGAUUACUCCACCAAAUAUCGCUAUUGAGUGUUAUGUAUGGCCUUCACCAAUUCUGUGAAUGUAUUGACUUGGCAAAUUGAUUGGCUUUAAAGGGCUUGCAAGAACGUCUACCAUGGGCUUAAAUGCCAUGAGGUUUUACCAUUGGUGUUGCUUGGCGAUGAUGUAUGACAUAAUUGUUUGUCUCAACCGUCCGUUGAGCAUACUUAUUGGAACUCGAGAACGAAAUCCCUUUUAAUUAAUCUUCAGCUGGAACUGUCUUUCUGGGAUUGA